AUGGGCUCUGAUGGCGCGCAUAAUGGGUCAAAAAAUAAUAGGCAUGAGGUCGGGGAGGAAGUUGGUACUGUAUCUGGGCUUGACUCGCAUAAUGUUGCUGACGGAAGUGCUGGGCCUUAUGGGCCAUGGAUGAUGGCCAAAACGGCCGGGCGACCAUUUACGGGACCUCACAAAGGGAGUAAUGGCCGUAGCCAAAAUAGAAAUGAAUCUUCUCGUUUAUCGGGGUCGCGGUUUGAGGUGCUAGGAGAGGCUGAUGGGGAGGCAUCGGGGUCCAAGUCGGACGCUAUAAUGACAACGGGGGUGUUUGGGUCUUCACGUGACUCGUUAGGGGGGGCAUCAAAGGGGAAGGCUAAGACGGGUGUUGAUGGGGACUGGAUGGUGGUGCCGGGGAGAAGAAAAAGGCGGACGACAAAGACAAAUAAGGUGGCGCAAAAAGUAACAGGAGACGAGCCGAGUGGGAGCAAGUCGAAUUGUGGUGCGGAGCCUCAUGUGACGGCGCGUUCUUCACCUCCUCCAGGGUCCGAGACGGGAUUUAUUGAUGCUCUCCGUACGGCUGGUCGGGCUCUUUCUUCGCAGCAAGCUGUGGUGGUUCCAAUGGAAUCUGAGUUAGACUCUUCAAAGCACCUUGCAGUCCAAGUACUGGACUCUCCGGUGUUGGAUCCAGUGCCUGAUAUUGAAUCUGUUAUUGACCCAGGUGAUUCUGAAAUGGACGUCGCCUCACCCCGCCUAGCCCAGGAGGGGGCAUCGGUUCAAAUGACCGAUGGGGAUCUUGGAGUCUCGGGGGAACUGGAGCGGAACAAUCAAUCACAUGAUGCAAAGUAA
Striga asiatica is the source of this 822-nucleotide messenger RNA. The record is from the annotation of a GenBank genome assembly. NCBI's taxonomy places the organism in Eukaryota, Viridiplantae, Streptophyta, Magnoliopsida, Lamiales, Orobanchaceae.